CAUCACACACAAGGCCCUGAAUCGAGUAUUGUCAGCCCGCACCGUACGAUCGCUCGCGCUGUGUCAAAAUGGCUGACGAAAAGGUGAAGGGAGUUCAUCGAAGAGGAGCUUUAAGGCAGAAAAAUGUGCAUGAAGUGAAGGAUCACAAAUUCGUUCCGAGAUUCUUUAAACAGCCUACGUUUUGUAGCCACUGUAAAGAUUUUAUAUGGGGAUUCGGAAAGCAAGGAUUUCAGUGCAAAGUGUGCAGUUUCGUUGUCCACAAGCGGUGCCAUGAGUUUGUUUCAUUUACAUGCCCAGGGGCGGACGUGGGACCAGAUUCAGAUGGAAACUCACAGAAGAAGUCCACAAACGCGCACAAGUUUAAACUGCACACGUAUGGCAGUCCGACGUUCUGUGACCACUGUGGGUCCCUGCUCUACGGUCUCAUACACCAGGGACUCAAGUGUGAUGCAUGUGAUAUGAACGUCCAUAAAAGAUGUGACAAGAAUGUGCCACAGCUGUGUGGUAUGGACCACACGGAGAGGAGAGGUCGGAUUUACAUCAAGGUCAACAUGGAAGGCCAGAAGAUGGUGAUUAUGGUGAGAGAAGCAAGGAACUUAAUUCCUAUGGACCCCAAUGGCUUAGCUGAUCCAUAUGUGAAGGUCAAAGUUAUUCCAGUCGAGUCCUCUAAAGGAGGCAAGCAAAAGACCAAAACACAGAAAGCAACCCUCAACCCUGUUUGGAAUGAAUCAUUUGGCAUUGAGUUGCUACCAGAGGACCAAUCCAAAAGACUGUCAUUUGAGAUUUGGGACUGGGACAGGACCUCAAGAAAUGAUUUCAUGGGCUCAUUGUCAUUUGGCAUUUCGGAAUUGAUGAAGGAGUCUAUUGAUGGCUGGUUCAAAUUAUUGAGUCAAGAGGAGGGAGAAUUCUACGGCAUUCCUGUCACAGACGAUGUUGUCAACGACAUGCUUGAGAUUAACAAAAAAAUGGAGAAGCCAAUGAUGGAAAAAGAUGUACUUCCCCAUGUGGACAUUUCCAAAAACAUGAGCAAACAUGACACCGUACGCCAGACAGACUUCAACUUCCUUACAGUGCUAGGGAAGGGCAGUUUUGGCAAGGUAGUUUUAGCGGAGAGGAAAGGAACAGAUGAACUUUAUGCCAUAAAAAUUUUGAAGAAAGACGUCAUCAUUCAAGACGAUGAUGUGGAAUGUACAAUGAUAGAAAAACGUGUCCUCGCACUUCCAAAUAAACCGCCAUUCCUAGUACAACUACACUCCUGUUUCCAAACAAUGGAUCGUCUCUAUUUUGUAAUGGAGUAUGUGAAUGGAGGAGACUUAAUGUAUAGAAUUCAACAAGAAGGAAAAUUCAAGGAGCCCAUUGCAGUGUUCUAUGCAGCAGAAAUUGCUAUCGGACUAUUCUACUUACACAAACAAGGGAUAAUUUACAGAGAUCUUAAGCUAGACAAUGUGAUGUUAGAUGCAGAUGGACACAUAAAAAUAGCCGAUUUCGGAAUGUGCAAAGAAAAUAUAUUGGGGGAGAAAACCACUCGAACAUUCUGUGGAACACCUGAUUACAUUGCUCCAGAAAUAGUUUUAUAUCAACCUUAUGGCAAAUCUGUGGACUGGUGGGCCUACGGAGUGCUGCUAUAUGAAAUGUUAGCAGGACAGCCUCCAUUUGACGGAGAAGAUGAGGAAGAACUUUUUACAUCUAUCACAGACCACAAUGUGUCCUACCCCAAGUCUAUGUCCAAGGAGGCUGUGUCCCUCUGUAAGGCACUACUGACAAAGAACCCCUCGAAACGUCUCGGCUGUGGGGCCAACGGGGAGCGGGACAUCCAGGAUCACUCUUUCUUCAAGAGGGUUGUUUGGGACAAGAUUCAGAGUCGAAAUGUACAGCCGCCCUACAAGCCAAAGAUUCACAAUGCCAGGCAAGCGGAGCACUUCGACAAGUCUUUCACAAGUGCCAAACUGAAAAUGACGCCAACGGAUAGUGUAGUUAUCAUGAAUAUUGACGAACACCUUUUCAGGGAAUUUUCUUUUGUCAACCCAACUUUUACUCAAUUAUCUUAGACAAAAAAUAUGCAGAAAAUGUAGUUGUCAUCACAUUAGUUCUAACUUCACUGUUUUGGUCAUUGGCUCUCCAUGUACAAAAUACCUUUAAACAGUGAUUCUCUGUGUACAGUGACCCAUGUGUACUGACUACCUGUAUACUGCGACUGCCUGUGUACAGGGACUGUGAAUUAAGAAUAACUGUGACCGUGUUAUGUACAGUUGUUAUGUUAUGCUGUACACAGAAGUUACCAAGCCAUGUAGAAUGUUAAACAUUAUAAGAGCUGGUGCAUUUUAACAUAAGCCGAUUCCAAACUUUGAUAACUACUAAUAUGUAGUUAAAACUCUACGCAGUCCUACACCCUGCAUACAGUCAGAAUGUUUUUACUACCUAACUAGGAAGACAGGACCAAAUUUAAGUCCAUUUGUAAAGAGUGAAACUACUAGGUUUGACAUACUGCCAAGUAUACAGCCAGAAUGUCGAUUAUGACAGAACUAGUAUUGUCUGACGGCCUUUUGUAGAAUCAGGAAAUUUGAAACUACACAACUAGGUUUGACAUGAGUCUUCUGUCCAGUCCAUUUUGUUUACCCCGUAAUAACAUCCUGUUAUCGUACCAGAAUAGUCAAAAUUUUAAACAGAAUUAAGGUAAUUUUAUCUGUAAUCCUAUUAACCUCUGACGAGCAAAAAAUGUUUUAUGUUUGUAUGCCUUUUUGCAUAGCUUUCUCCGUCUGUAUGACUUCUACGACAACAUUCGGGGGAUUUUUUUAGCUCUUAGGGGUUUUGAAAUAAUCCUUGAAGGAAUGCUUUGAUUUUCUCAAAAAGUUUUACAGAUAUUCAUAGCAUCAAUUCCCUGCUCAAGGUCGUUUUUUGAGUUGGAUUCAAAAUUCAAUAUAACUGCCACUCGGGUUAUCUUUGUUUUCGACACUCUUUGUCUGCGACUCAUCUACUUCUUGGGAAUGCUGUUCAAAUUAGCUGUAAGAUAAAUGUAUAUGUAACUGUCGCACAGAUUGUAUAGGAGUUGUAACACAGAAGUGAAUGUAGCGUUCACAUUUUGAUGAAAAGUAAACUACAUUUAACCACAUAAAAAUCUAAAUCAUGAAACACAUUCUGAAGGUAAUUUCUAGUUAGGGAACAAAACGUCGAAAGUAAUUCAAUAUUGUAGCUAUACUAAAUAACAUUUAUAUCGACAAGUCUACAGCGGAACUACUCCGGAGUUACAGAAACCGACUGUAAUCUAUGUCAACUUUGAAUGGCGGGCUUUUCUCCGUGAAGGAUGUGCUCUGAACAGUAUCUUCUCUCAAAAGUACACAUCUAGAAUUACCUAUUCAUUUUCGGAAGAAGAGUGAAUUUGGAAGGAAAAUGAGGUAUCAAAACUAAUCUAAACUAGCGUGUAGGAUUCCCGUUAAACUUGUGUUGAAAUGAUUUUCACAGAUCCUUUAUGGAUCCGAUUAAUUAGCUAUGUGUUGACAACAAAUCUGGUUCCAGGGAAUAUCAGCAAUGUGUUGGGCUAUACAUUAUGUUUCAGCCAUUUUUAUACAAGCCAUUCUUCACCAUUUCAGCUUUCAAUUGAAUUUUCACACUUUGAGAUUUGGAAAAACUUUCUGUAAUUUUCCCCUGAUCACUUUGUCUGCUUUUAUUUUUGCUACAAAAGCCCGAAUUUGAAAGUGGACACAAAUCAAUGUUUUUCAGGAUGAGUAUUUUAAAGUGGAACCUUAUCUUGAAAGGGAGGUUUCAAGCUAUUUAUAUCUACGUAAAUACCGUGUCCAUUUUAGAGAUUGUCGAUUAAGGUUUUAAAAUAUAAAAAAAAAAUCACUCAUUUUUUUCCACAGAGAAACUUCAAUAUAAGUCUAGCUAGGUUCUGCUGUCUUGUUGUAUCUUAAUGGCCACAGUCUAGAAUCUAAACUUAAAAGUCCAUGAUAAAAAUUCAGAUAAUUUUACUUUGCAAUGUAUGUGUGACAUCAUUGGAAGAUGUGUACAUGUACACAGAUUAUAUGUGACAUCACUAGAGGAUGUGUAUGUGUACACAGAUGUGUGACAUCAUUGGAAGAUGUGUACAUGUACACAGAUGUGUGUAAUCACCAGAAGAUGUAUUCACAGAUCUGCAUGAGAUUGGUACAAAAAAAACACAUGAUAUGAAAGAUAACCAGGACGAUGGUCCUUGAACUGUAUCUGACAUUCUAGCUGUAUGCUCUGUAUAUAGGGUCAAAGGAAAGACAAACAUAUCUUUAAAUUCUUGUAUGCUUGAAAGGCAGAUUUGUAUUGAUAUUAUGAAAAAAAUCAAAUAAGAAUUGUUUGAACAUCUGUUUUUCUUUAAGCAGACUUUUUUGUGUUUUGAUUGUUUUAAUUUUUUGUAUAUAUGUGUCUUUUGUUGAAUUUAUUGGAUUUUUUUCUGAGUGUAAUUACCAAUCAAAGAAAAAUGCAGAGAAGGGGAGGGAUUAUAAUGCCUCUUUGUUAAUACUACUAUCUACUUUUUUGUUAAUACUACUAUCUACUUUUUCAUCUGUAAGUAUGUUUGGGUAAAACUGUCAAAAUGCUCAAAAUGUGUGUUUGUAUAUGAGGUUGUCUUGAAUGUACUUUGGUAGAUCCUGCCCCUAUUUAAGUAAAUAGCUCCACACAGUCACACUAGCAUGGUCUCCAACAAUGGCAGUUGUUGAUUCUUAAAUGUAGACUUGUUGUAGUCGUAUUCUUCAGCGAAACAACUGGUGACUACAACUUUUUCCACCCAGAAUCUAAAUCCUUCGAAACAGAAAAUGUUUGCCCCUGUUUGAGUGAAUUCAAUAUGGGGUGAAAAAAGAUAUGUUAAGUUUGCAGUAUUUAACGCUUAAUAUACAUGGGUAAUUUUAACACUGGGUGUCUUUAUAUUAAAUGUGAAAAAUUACCAGAGUAAAACUAUUAUAUGUUUAAACGAAAUUUUGAAGGUAGAACUGUAGAUUACUCAAUGAAGCCUACCCAAGGUUUAUUUUAACUCUUAAAUUCUAGUAAGAUUUUUCACCUUUAACAAAUGAAUAUCUGCACACGUUAACUUCAAGAAAAGUAAAUACAAUUUAAUGUAGCGGAACUAGACUGGGUUGUUCUCUGGGGACCAGGUAGCUCACUAGUUAGAGGGUCUGUCUAGGGGUUAGAGGUCCCAGGUAGAAUCCCAGUCUGGCUGUGCAUUUCCUAUCCUGGUACACAGUAUUGGGCACAUAAUAUGAGAAAUGUGAGUCUUCAGACAAAAAUUUCAGGAUUUGUGAAAUGAAAGUCUGGACCUAAAAAAAAUCUAAUUAGACAUUUUUUGGUGAAAUAUUCAACUAGAAUUUGAUACACAUAUGUGCAACAAAGCAGCAUUUGUAAUUGACCCUUUACUGCUAUGUAUUACAAAAUUGCAUUCAUUUAAUAUAAGCAAAAUCUGACAAAAGCCAUACAAAUGUAUUCUGUCUGUGUAAAAUCUACAAUUGUGAAAGCACUUCAGGAAGAUGAUUGGCUUCUGUGCUUACUAGCAGGAAAUCAGAAGUAUUGGCAAGGCUUCUUCCGGGAGUUAGAUCAAUAUGAUUUUUACAUAGACAUCAAGACAGUCAUAGAUACUUACUUCUCUCAAACAGAAGAUAAAAAAAACAUUAUUAUUUGUGUGGUGUUUAGAUUUUGAAAUAUAUUUUUUCAAGUUUUGAUGUACUUUUUUUCUUGUGGUGAAACUCACAUUUUCUAUUUUGUAUAUUAGUAUUUUAAUCAGAAAAGAAAACCGUUUUUUCUACGUGUUUCUCUGUAUGAGUUGUUUGGGAUUUUGUAAGAAGUUUAAACUUUGAUAUUAAAUGAUGACAUAUUUUUGUACCGAUCUUUUGAUAUAACAGAGAGCAAGGCUACUGUAGAGCUGUUUAACUCACCAUUGUCGACGUCAUACCAUUAGUCUACCACUACUAUUGAGAAAUGUGAAGAGAAAUGUGUUUUGUAUUUUGGAGAAUUCUAGAAGUUAAAGCUGCUUGUAUCAUUAAAACGUGACUUUUGAAUAUUUUCAUUUGUCAACGUAAUGACAAUUUACAUUAGAUUUUUUUUUUUUUUUUUUUUUUUAAAAAAAGGACCUUUUUGCACAUAAUUUUAUCAGUUGCAGAAUUUACAGAUAUAUGUAAUACAAAAUCAACUUGGUUAUAUAUUCUAUUCAUUCUGUUUCUUGAGUCUUAAAUAUUUACUUUUUCUUUUUAAAUAUUUAACUUAUUUAAUAAAAAUUCACAAAAAAAUAUCAUAAAUAGGUCUACUUUACAUUUUAAGCUUGCAACAUUAUUUCUGCUUUUGUGAAUUAUAAGUUCCAAAAUCAAUGAAUUCUACUGAACUUUCUGCACCUACAUGGAAUGUUUUUAUUAUGCAUGCCCAUUGCCUUUUCUCCUGGAUGCUUUGCACUUUUUUGUUUCAGGCUUGUGCAUGGCCUAAUAUACGCAUGUUACCUUAUAGAGUAGAGAGUUUCCUUCCUGAGGUACCCCAGGGUAAAGCAAGUCGGUUAUAAAUUCAGUUUCUUAUAGUUUCUUCACAGCAGAGGUAAGUUUUGGUAGGCUGGUAUAAACUACAUGUACUUCAUUGUGUUUGGGGGUAUUUUGGGGUGGGGUGGGUGGAAAUGGUAAGAAUAAACCAAAUUAAUUAUUUAAAAAAAAAAAAAACACUGAUAUUUGAAGAGAAUUUUAAUCAUAACUAACCUUUAAACCUGGUCAAUAUUUAACUUAAAUUCCUGUUGUGAUGUCAGAAAAAUGACCAAAAUUGCCUUAAUUCUGAAUACGAAACAACCUAAAGGACACUUGACCUUGAUAGGAACUAUAGUACAUUUGUAUCUAUAUAAAAUAGAACUUGAAGAGGAAAAAACUACAACUUAUCUGUGAUAGUAGGUAGUUUUGUAGAAAAAAAUCUUCACUAAUAUUACAAAAAUCAUCUGGAUUCAAGAUGCUGGAAUCCAAAUAGUGUGAUAUAUCAGAUUGUCUGAGAGCAUUCGGGAUUCUGACGCUUUCAAAAGACAUACUUGUAUACCUUUUGGCUCGAAGUUGUAUCUGUGAAUUCCCAAUACCUUUUGUAUGGGACUUGUAUUUUCACAGCUUUUCAAAAGGAAUAUUUAUUGCAUUGGGUGUGACAAUUGAGUUAAAUCUCCCAUGACUGAGCUUUUAGUGAUAUUUAAUUUCUGUCAGUAUUUUAUAAAAAUUAUAUGUAUACAUUAAUAACUGUAACUUGUAAUAAAAGGUCACAGAAGGUCAUUUGGUUGUAGGCCCAUCACACUGUCUAGUCAUUUGGCGAGUCUGUCUUCAGCUGAACUUAUCCUAAAAGCAACAAUAAAUUCUUUUACAAUCACUAUUAUAGGCUAGAGAAAUAUGUAUUUACGUGCACUGUACUCCAGAUUCUGUUAAAAACAAUAAACAACUCUUCGUAGCAUGCUUUUAUCCUAUACAAUAUUUUUUUUUUAGCCUUUAGCCUUUAGCCUUAUAAAAGAUAUGUUGACUUGUUUAACUCAUUCACCCCUGAAGACACUUUUGAACUCUUCCAAUUCAAAGGUUGGAAUAGUUCAUUAUGAAAUUUCAAGGGUGAAUGAGUUCAACAGAUAGAAUACAAACUAUAAAAGGCACUUUGAUACAAUAUAAGGUUACAUGUUUAGGAAAACUGUAACCAGAAAAACUUAAGCAGAAAGUCAUUUCAUAUAAGGCUUUCCAGUCAGGAUAUGUAUCGUUUAUCAUUAACCUAAAAAUUGUCAUAUUCAGAAUGACAGUUCUUAGGGUACAGUAUUAUAGAUAAUUAACUGCAUAAAGGAGCCUUAAUUGAAAGCCAGCUCUAAGUAAAUUUCUGUAAGAAAGUAACAGCCAUGACCUAGAUUUUAUCCCUUUCACCACUGUAGACCAUAAUGGACUAAUCCAUAUCAAUGCAUGGAAGAGUCUACUUAAGUUACAUAGGGGUGAACUGGUUAAAGUCAUAAGACAAAGGUCCCAUAAACUAGAAUCUCCAAGAAAAAGGGGCAGCCAUGACCUAGAACCGCAAGUCACAAGACAGCGAGGAAAUAUUACCUGGAGUCUUUCUAAACGAUAAAAAGCAUUGGCAUGACCUAGAGUCACACUUCAUAAGACGGAAGAACAAUAACCUAGAAUUGCCAUGAGAAAGAGGCUGCUAUGACCUAGAGUAUUAAGUUUUAAGACCGAGGGUCCCUAACCUAGAAUCGCUAUGAGUAAAAAAGGGGGCCAUAAUCUAAAGCACUAGGGUCUGUGACCUAGAACUGCCAUGAGAAAGAGGCUGCCAUGACCUAGAGUAUUAAGUUUUAAGACCGAGGGUCCCUAACCUAGAAUCGCUAUGAGUAAAAAAGGGGGCCAUAAUCUAAAGCACUAGGGUCUGUGACCUAGAACUGCCAUGAGAAAGAGGCUGCCAUGACCUAGAGUAUUAAGUUUUAAGACCGAGGGUCCCUAACCUAGAAUCGCUAUGAGUAAAAAAGGGGGCCAUAAUCUAAAGCACUAGGGUCUGUGACCUAGAACUGCCAUGAGAAAGAGGCUGCCAUGACCUAGAGUAUUAAGUUUUAAGACCAAGGAUUCGUAACCUAGAAUCGCUAUGAGAAAAAGGCGAGCAUAACAUAGAGGGUUAAGUGAUAAGACCAAGGGUCUGUAACCUAGAAUCACUAUGAGUAACAGGCGAGCAUAACAUAGAGGGUUAAGUGAUAAGACCGAGGGUCUGUAACCUAGAAUUGCUAUGAGAAAAAGGCGGCGAUGACCUAGAGCAUUAAGUUGUAAGACCAAGGGUCCGUUACCUAGAAAUUGCCAUGGGAAAGAGGCGGCUGUGACCUAGAGUUUUAAGACAUAAUAGAGAGGCCAUAUUGUCUAAGAGUCUCCCAGAGAUAGCCAGGCUCCAGCUAAAGGUUUAGACUGAGAUAUCCUAAAUAGCCCGUUGGAGAGACAUUGUUCAACGGAACAAACUAGCACAUGUUGCUGUAAUGACCCUUUCAGAUUCGGCCUGCUUUCCCCAGACAGUUAUCACACUAGAAUUUCAGGCAGAAUCUCUGUAAUUACUUAGCUGCUAAUAUGUGAGGGAAAUGAUGGCUCCUAAGGGUCGUAUUAAUCUGUUUCAUGUUAGGGGCUCAACGACUCCCUUUGCUCCACAUGUGGAUUAUCUUGCCCCACAUACGGUGAAGGAGGAAGCAAUGGUAGCAGUGCAGUCCCUAAGCUUGUUCUAGGAGGGGAGUCUAUAGGGAAAGUAAUAAUAGGUAUAGUUUCUUGGGAAAUGCCAUGAUAGCAGGCAAUCUUACUUUAAUACGACCCGAUGAUUUAGGGUAUAAAGAUAAAUAGGUUUAUCCUGAUUUAGCCCACACUGUCAGCAGGAGAGCUAGAAAAGGGAGUUCAAAGGUCAUAUGUAGGUUAGUCUUCGACACCAACACAGUGUGUCGUGGUGCUGUGAUGUAAAUGAUGAUUUAUCGGACAGGCAGAGAUACGGCGCUGGGAAUUCUAUGAUUUAUAGGCAAAAUAGAAAGUUUACCAUAAAUCUUGUGCUGUUAAUCAUUAAUGAUACGAUUUUGUAUAUUUGACCUCCCCCGAGACGUCAUAUUAGUUGGUUUUUUUUUGAUGAAUUAACCAAUAUUUUAUUGAUAUACUAGGCUUGUUAGAUCAGAUUUAGAUGUAGGUCAAGUCGACAAAUCAAAUAAGUUCCCCUUAGCUCCCCUAAACUAAUAGAAUAUAAACACAAUCACAACAAUGCUUCUUAUUUGAGUAGAUCUGCAUAAAUGUGGCAGUGCUUUCAUGCAUCAUUUUAGCAGAGGAAGGAAUGAUAGUGCCUUAUACAAUUGCUUGCAUGAAGAUCAAGCUCUAGUUUCCUCUCAGCACUUCAAAAAGAAGCUGGUGCCUUCUGAAAAUUAUCUAAUAGAUAGUCUUAGAUACAUGUUUAUUCAAUACAAUCUCUGUAAGGUGCCUUUAUUAGAUAGUCUUAGAUACAUGUUUAUUCAAUACAAUCUCUGUAAGGUGCCUUUAUUAGAUAUCACAUCCAGUAUGUGUUCACAUGGGGGUGAAACUCUCGAAUGUGGAGCGGCAAACCACAAUGGAGGGGGUCUACACAUUGUCAGACACAUUGUCAACAGCAAACCCCAGUUUAGUUUGUGUACGCACGGGGUAUAGAACAAACAAGGAACAGCCAACCCGAGUUUAGUUACUUAACACAGGGGCAGAACUCUCAUACAUGGCACAGCAAACUUCAGUUUAGUUAGUGUAUACAGGGGAAGAACACUUGAACAUCGAAAAACGGAACAGCAAAACUUCAGUGUAGUCAGUCUACACUUGGGGAGGGGGAGGGGGAUGGAAUAGCUAAACCUUGAUAUAAUUAGUAUACAAAGGGGUGGAACAAUGGAAAAUGGAACAGCAAAACUUCAGUGUAGUCAGUGUACACUUGGGGAGGGGGAUGGAUUAGCUAAACCUUGAUUUAAUCAAUAUACAUAGGGGUGG
Messenger RNA from Mizuhopecten yessoensis (Yesso scallop), 10439 nucleotides. Its product is annotated as calcium-dependent protein kinase C-like. The transcript is spliced from 17 exons. Gene Ontology annotation, biological process: protein phosphorylation. Gene Ontology annotation, molecular function: diacylglycerol-dependent serine/threonine kinase activity; zinc ion binding; ATP binding. The record is from RefSeq and is a predicted model, not a curated record. The coding region runs from base 69 to 2048 and encodes 659 amino acids. Lineage: Eukaryota; Metazoa; Mollusca; Bivalvia; Pectinida; Pectinidae.